CGGAGCGGGCGGGGUGGGCCCCGCGCCCCCUCAGGUGAGCGCGGGCCCCGCGGACCGGGGGAUGCGCCGGGAUCUGCGGUUGUUGCUGACAGCCAAGGCCUUCCUCUCCAAGCUGUUUAAAUGAGAAUGUCCCUGGCGCAAAGAGUGCUGCUGACAUGGCUUUUUACCUUACUCUUCCUGAUCAUGCUGGUGCUGAAGUUGGAUGAGAAAGCCCCGUGGAACUGGUUCCUCAUUUUCAUUCCAGUGUGGAUCUUUGACACGAUCCUUCUCGUGAUGUUGAUUGUAAAAAUGGCCGGGCGCUGCAAGUCCGGCUUCGACCCCCGCAACGGCUCCCAGAACAUGAAGAAGAAGGUGUGGUACCUCGUGGCCAUGCUGCUGAAGCUGGCCUUCUGCCUGGCCCUGUGUGCCAAGCUGCAGCGCUUCACCACCAUGAAACUGGCCUACGUGUUCAUCCCCCUGUGGGCCCUGCUGCUGGGGGCCAUGGUGGAGCUGGGGUACAACAUCUUCUAUGUACGGAGAGACUAGGCCAGGCCAGCAGCUUCCAGGGCAAGGCUGGCACCAAAUUACUGGGUUAUUACCAUUUUGCCACAAAUUUGAUCUUCAGACUAGAAAGCCAAAUGAGUCAAGCUGGAGACUUAAGCUAAAGCAGACUGAAGACUGAAAGUAGACAUGUUUCUUUUUUUUUAUUUUAAAACUCACAUAUGCUCUUGUAAAUAAAAGUAU
Messenger RNA from Melozone crissalis (California towhee), 723 nucleotides. It is a transcript of the gene TMEM60, whose product is annotated as transmembrane protein 60. The record is from RefSeq and is a predicted model, not a curated record. The coding region runs from base 121 to 525 and encodes 134 amino acids. NCBI's taxonomy places the organism in Eukaryota, Metazoa, Chordata, Aves, Passeriformes, Passerellidae. The transcript is spliced from 2 exons.